This is a messenger RNA of Setaria italica (foxtail millet), 1533 nucleotides long. Its product is annotated as protein POLAR LOCALIZATION DURING ASYMMETRIC DIVISION AND REDISTRIBUTION. The record is from RefSeq and is a predicted model, not a curated record. NCBI's taxonomy places the organism in Eukaryota, Viridiplantae, Streptophyta, Magnoliopsida, Poales, Poaceae. The transcript has 3 exons. Gene Ontology annotation, biological process: asymmetric cell division. The coding region runs from base 332 to 1408 and encodes 358 amino acids.
GUACACUUCCACUUGUGUUGUGUUAAGUUAAUCUCCCAAGAUAAUGGUGGUGUGAUGGCAAUGUCAUGCACGGUGUCCAUCCAGAGACUCACAUUGACACAGGGAAACCACGCUGCCCCGGUCCGGCAACAGGAACGCGCCGACGUGUCCCGCGCCCCGACCGUACUAACGCCAUCUGCGUUGCCGCGCCCCGGACCCCCUCUUCUCACCACUCGGUUGAUCCACUCGAGUACUCGACACGGGGACACGCCACUCCACUCGACGCGCGCGCUUCGCUCGCCCGUCCGGCCGGCGGUUCAUUGCUCGGUGACCUCUCGCGCGCGCGGACGCGAUGGCCGGCGCCGGCGCCGGCGACAUUGGCGAAGCAGAGGCGGCGGCGACGAAGGGCAAGAGGACGAUCCACGAUUACCUUGGCGAAGGCGAGGACGGCGAGGCGGCCUCGCAGCCUUCCCCGGAGACGCCGCCGCGGCUGCGGCUCCCGCGGUUCACCUGCGCCAGCAUCCGGUUUGGUGGGCUCGGCAGGAGGAAGCGCAGCGGCGGCCGCGGCCGGAAGGAGACCGCGGCGGCGGCCGAGAAGAGCGAGGAGGGCGCGUCGUCGGCGGACUCCUCGUCGGGCGCGGCGGAGCGGAGCGCCGGCAGCGUGGCGGCGGCGGCGCAGACCGGCAUGGGGCUGAGCAUGCUCCUCCUCCUCGCCAGGACAUGCGUCGAGCUCAAUCGGAUGGCCGAGGUGCGCGCGCAGAUGGAGGCGCUCCUGAAGGAGAUCAGAGACGAGGCCGGCAGGGUGAAGGGCGCCGCCGCGGAUCACGCCGCUGUCAUGCCGAAGACCUGCAACAACAACCUGCAGUCGUCGUCGACGACCACCGCGUCGUCGAGCUGCGUCUCCGACACGAGCACCAACUGCCUGGAGAUCGGGCGAGGCGAGGACGGGAAGAGGACGUCGGAAGAAGUUGAUAGGUGCGCCGGAACGGACGCGCUGGGAGCAGAGCUCGAGGCGGAGCCCGUGCAGCGUCAACCACCAUCAUUAGAGUGGAAGUGCGACACCGUGCAAGAAACUCCUGAGUGUUCGAUGCAGUCGCCGUCGGACGACGACGACGGUUUCAUAGAGCUGGAAGGAGGGCGCUUCGGCGGCGGCGGCGGCGGCGGGGGAAAUCCUGACGACAGCGACAACGGAUCGUCAUCAUCUCGCGAGCGGGACGAGGGAGGGGUGUCGGCGAUCGAGCUGGAGCGGAGGCUGCACGAGCUCCGGCACCGGCGGGACAGGGAGCGCAUCGCGGCGCUGGAGUCGGCGCUGCGGCGCGCGGAGCGGAGGCUGACCGAGAAGGAGAUGGAGGCGCGGCUGUGGCAGGACACGGCCGCGCUGGCGCUGGGGCGGCCGGCGGCGCCGCGGCACGACGGACAGGGACAGUGACCUCGCGCUUGCUCGCGUUGCAGCGCGCCGUACUGGGCUGCUGUACUGUACAGCUUGCGUUCGCACGAUGCCCGGCGUUUGCAUUAGUCCGUAGGUUAACAUGUACAAUGUACAAGUUCCUCUUA